Molecule: messenger RNA, 531 nt
Organism: Lactuca virosa
Lineage: Eukaryota; Viridiplantae; Streptophyta; Magnoliopsida; Asterales; Asteraceae
Source: the annotation of a GenBank genome assembly
AUGUAUCUUCAGCAACAGUGUCGAACAGCAAUAUAUCAUGAUCUAUGCGUUCAAACUCUUUUACCAUAUACAGUGAAAACCGUACCAGGCCCACAACAAUUAGCUAAGAUUUCAUUAGCAGUGUGCCUGUCGAAAGCUAGGCAGACGAAGGAGUACGUGGAUAUGGUGGCAAAACAAUUCAACAAAACGAAGAAUUAUAAAGAUAGCCAAGGUGUGCAAGAGUGUUCACGACAAAUCAACAAUGGAGUUAAUCAAAUAACGCUAUCAGUGAAGGAGUUCCAACGAAUUGAAAAGGAUGCUGAGGAAAAUUUCCCACUUCAUGAGGAUAACAUGCAAAGUUGGGUUAGUGCUGCUCUAACGGAUAUUGAUAUGUGCAUUGAUGGAAUACUUGGGGAUGUGAUCGGGGGGAGGGAGAAGGCGAUUAUGAAGGCAAAGAUCUUGAACGUGAAGCAACUCGCUAGUAAUUCGCUUGCGAUGUUGAACCGGUAUACUUUAAGACACCGUGCCUCUCAUAUCGUCAAGAAUCCCUAA